UGUGAUCAGAUUUCAGCCAUGCUCCUCCUCACACACUCACACUCUGCCUUUUACUCUCAAAUCCUGCUCGGAAGACGCUUUCAGCGCGAUGAUCCCCGGGGAGCAGAGAGCCACGGCUCCUGUCUGCAACCUGUGGCUGCAUGACGCUGUCUGCCGGAGCGGCUAGCAGAUCAGGUGCUGUGAUUAUCCAGCCACUUUCCUGCUGGAAGAGACGCUGCUGUGCUUCAUCCUCAGAGGAUCAGCGGCCGGUCGCUUCACGGAGAGCCGGGGAUACCAUUCAGCUCCUGGGAUGGGUCUGGGAUAAGUCAGCUCUCCUCUGGAAAGGAAUGCUUCCGAUUAGGGACAGCAAACAUGAACUGGAGAGUGUGGUCGAAAUUCUGCUGUGGCCCAAGAUGGAUUGUUCUCCUUUCUCCUCUUCUCCUCCUCUUCCUCAUGAUCUUCGUGAUGGCGGUCACUUUGCCCCUGCCUGUGCCGCCUGCUGACGUUGACCGGCGACCGUCCAGAAUUUUGAGUGCCGCAGGGAAGUUGAAACCCAGGGUAGUGGAACCUGCAGCGCUCAGCGGCUUCCUGCAGCCUGCUCCUCACAUCCAUAGCAGGACCUGGAGACGCAGCUCUGGGAAGGAGAUGUCCACACACUCACCACUGCUAAAGGCUGUAGCAAACUCUGCAGGAGCUGUUAAAGUCAGGAGUCAUCCUGACUUUCACAACAAGAAGAAAAGAAGCCAAGACAUGGCCGAUGUUUUUACUCACUCUCAGCGUUCUGACUUUACAGGCAACAACAUGGAGCUCCAGAGCAGAACUAAGCCGAACAGCCACAUUGCUGUGGUGAAGCACACUCUACACACACACACACAUCUCAAAGGAAAUGUUUCCACAGCAAACCACAAGUCUUCUGCAGCAGACACCAUAAAAAGUGUCCGGAAAGCUGCUCACAGACACACACAGCAGGUCACAGUCAGACAGAUGACUGACAGCCAGACCAGGGAGAAGCAAAACCAAAGUCACACAGCUUUGGAAAGACAUGGAAAAGCUCCAAAGCACCCUGGGAAACGUGGCGGUGUGGGUAAGGAGGAAAUGCCCUCUAGUGAUCUGAGAGAGGAUCGUCAUUUGUCACUGGGUGGCAGAGAGGCUGCGUCGGAAGUCGAAGCCACCGCUCAGCAGGGUGUCAGGGACUGGUGUCAGGGCCUCACAGAGCCGGACUUUUCAGAUGCUGACCAAAGGAAGAUAAGAAUAGGUGGAGACCUGCAGCAUCUCCACUGGCUCAGCAGGGACGACAUAGAGAAGAUGGAGCUCCUGGCUGGAGGGCAAGUUGUCAGUAAGAGCAGGGUGCCGGCUCAUGGACAAGUUCUACAAGUGGCGCUAGGUCUGCCUGCACGUCACCAGAACAUCCCAGCGCUGAGGGAUUCACAGCAGCAUGGAGCCGGGCACAGCGGCCGCUGCCAGUGGGGGCUGUGCUCCCUGGUCAAACGCCCUGACGACUGGUUUGAGGUGUUCGCUUUCCACCUGGACAGAGUCCUCGGACUCAACAGAAGUCUGCCAGCAGUUCUCAGAACUUUCCGCGAUCACAUUCUACCCUACAGAUUCACUGACGGUGUGCCGAGACCGGCGGUUUGGUGGGACCCGGACAUUCAGCAUCUGGAGGAUAAAGACAGCGACCAGAACUCAGUGCCUCUCAGCUGGGUUCAGUACCAGAAGCUGCUGCGGGCCCGGUGUGGGAACCAAACAGGCCUGAGCUCAGAGCCAUGUGUUGGGGUUCUGCAUGCAGAGUGGGAAAGACUGGCUCUGUUUGACUUCUUAUUACAGGUAAACGACCGUCUGGACAGGAACUGCUGUGGGUUUACACCCGAUCCAGCAGAACUCUGCGUGGAGAACCGUCUGAACGUUAAGUGUGGCAACAGCAAGGAGCUGCAGCUGGUUCACAUCCUGGUGAGGAAGACGGAUCCUUCCAGACUCGUGUUCAUAGAUAAUGCUGGCAGACCAAAGCAAUCCAGCAGCAACCUCAACUUCAGGCUGCUUGAGGGCAUUGAUGAGUUUCCAGAGAAAGCUGUGUCCGUGCUCCGCUCUGGCUGUCUGGAACAUCUGCUGCUGCGCUCCCUCUACGUAGACAAGGAGUUCUGGGAAAGCCGUGGCGGGUACACGGCUCUCAGGCCUCUGGUCCGCCUGGUGGAGGAGAGGGGGCACUACAUCCUCCAGCACAUCAGAGACAAGAGGAUACAUCUCAGGAGGGACCCGUGACCCGGCUGAACCGAGCAAACUGGAACAGGAAGUUGAACUCAUGUCUAUGGAUAUAAAAGUAUUUCCUCAACGUGACCAACUGUGGAGAAAAACAGACCAAAUUCAGUUUGGCUUUAAGUCAGUUUACUUGAAUAGCACCGAUAUAAACACAAAAAAGUCGACCAAAUUCAAUUAUGUGUUUCAAUUCAUCCUAAUUAUCAAACAGUGCAGUCCAAUUCAGAUUUAUUAUUCAAAUUAGUUUAAAAAGUUUUCCAUCUAAAGAAAUCAAGCGGAUUGCUUCGAGUCACUCACUGUGUUUCCGUUUGUCAGAAAAACCACAAUUUAGCUAUUAUGGUGUUUCCAUUAAAUAAAAAACUCAGUUAAAAUCACACAUGAAUAAGUUGGUUCACGUGAUAAAUCAUUAACAAACAUGUAGCGUAACAAACGCAUCAUCGUCAAACCACUUCCUGUCGUCUCCUUCGUUGUUUGCGCCAGUGGCAAAAUCGGGUUGUUGAUCAUGUGACUUGUGUGAUGCAAAAAAAGUGCUUCGAUUCCAGUUUUGCCAGUUAAACCAAUUCUAAUCAAUCAAAUUUUAUUUGUAUAGCACAUUUCAGCAGCAAGGCAUUUCAAAGUGCUUUACAUAAUUAAAAUAAAAA
Molecule: messenger RNA, 2870 nt
Organism: Poecilia reticulata (guppy)
Lineage: Eukaryota; Metazoa; Chordata; Actinopteri; Cyprinodontiformes; Poeciliidae
Gene: gask1a
Product: golgi associated kinase 1A
Cellular component (GO): Golgi apparatus
Source: RefSeq, a predicted model, not a curated record